Messenger RNA from Naegleria fowleri, 438 nucleotides. RefSeq lists its product as uncharacterized. The transcript has 2 exons. Bases 1 to 438 code for a protein of 145 amino acids. NCBI's taxonomy places the organism in Eukaryota, Heterolobosea, Eutetramitea, Acrasida, Naegleriidae. The record is from RefSeq and is a predicted model, not a curated record.
AUGGAAGAAAUAUUCAGUCUAACAAGCGGCAGCUUGAAUCAAAUUGAUCAAAGCAAAACAGAAACUCAAAGUCGUCACGAAAAUUCGAACGAUCCCUCCUAUUAUGCUUCGCCUUCUUAUUCUCAUAACAUUCCUCACACGAAUUUAAUUCAUCAUCAUGAGGAAUCGCAUUCAUCAAGCAACAUUGAAAAACAAAAAUAUAAUGUGGAGCAAAUCAGAGAAGAACUUUUAAAAGAUGAGAAUGGAUAUCAAAAGAAACGAUGUGAAUUAUUGGUAGAUGUCCUGUCUAGAUUAAUACAUGGCAUUGCUUCCGACAUGGAUACACAAAUUAAAUUUAUGGAUAAAUUCAUUGAAGAUACCCAAAUGUUUUUAGAGAAAAUGAAAAAAACGAAUGAAAAAACAAAGGAAAUUAUUUACAUGAUAGACGGAAAGGAUUGA